Rhodamnia argentea is the source of this 1639-nucleotide messenger RNA. RefSeq names its product glycerophosphodiester phosphodiesterase GDPD1, chloroplastic-like. Lineage: Eukaryota; Viridiplantae; Streptophyta; Magnoliopsida; Myrtales; Myrtaceae. The record is from RefSeq and is a predicted model, not a curated record. Gene Ontology annotation, molecular function: phosphoric diester hydrolase activity. Gene Ontology annotation, biological process: glycerophospholipid catabolic process. The coding region runs from base 234 to 1367 and encodes 377 amino acids. The transcript has 8 exons.
ACCCAACGAGAUUAUGUAGAAAAAUCCUGAUAAAAUUGCCACAACGAGCCAAUUAUCUCUAAUGGGUUUUUGAGUUCCAACGCUAUAAAUACCGCUUCCUUCUUCUGUGAUUUCACGAGACGGGAGAGGCGAUUGAAAUUCCCCUUCUGUCCUCUUCAUUCUUCUUCUUCUUCUUCUUUGCUCUGUUUCUCUCUGCGAACGUUGAAAGGAAAAGAACAAGAACAAGAACAAGAAUGGCUCUGAAAGCAGUUCACGUCUCCGACGUGCCGAGUCUCGAUAAGGUCCCGGAUACCGCCGCAUUGGGCCUCUCUCCCCAACCCCGCUUCCUUCGAGAAGCGAACGAGGUGGACGGCGAGCCGAAGAAGAUGGUGGUGAUCGGACACCGAGGAAGCGGGAUGAACGCGGUGCAAUCGGGCGAUAGGAGGAUGCGAGCCAUCAGAGAGAACUCGAUCCUCUCUUUCGAGGCCGCCGCCGCUUUCCCCGUCGGCUUCGUCGAAUUCGACGUUCAGGUGACCAAAGAUGACUGCCCAGUCAUUUUCCACGACAACUUUAUCGUCUCCGAACACGAGGGAGAGGUCAUUGAGAAAAGGGUUACGGACCUCACCUUAGACGAGUUUCUCUCGUACGGACCCCAAGAGUCGCCUGAAGAGGUAGGAAAGCCUCUGUUUAGGAAAACCAAGGAUGGGAGGAUAUUCGAGUGGAAGGUUGAGAAUGAUGCUCCUCUAUGCACCUUGCAAAAAGCGUUCGAGAAAGUCCAUCCCUCGAUCGGCUUCAACAUCGAAUUGAAGUUCGAUGAUCAGAUUGAGUACGAAGAAGACGAACUCGUCCGUAUUCUUCAAGUUAUUCUCGAGGUAGUGAGCAACUAUGCCAAGGACAGGCCUAUCCUGUUGUCAAGUUUCCAACCUGAUGCAGCCAUUUUGAUCAGGAAGCUGCAAAGCACUUACCCGGUGUUCUUCCUCACUAAUGGAGGGACUGAAAUUUACAAGGACGAAAGAAGGAACUCGUUGGACGAGGCGAUUAGGGUAUGUUUAGCCGGCGGACUGCAAGGGGUCGUGUCCCAAGUGAAGGCCAUCUUCAGAAAUCCCAGUGCCAUCAACAGAAUCAAGGAGUCCAAUCUCUCCCUAAUCACCUAUGGCCAGCUAAAUAACGUUCCCGAGGUCGUGUACAUGCAAUAUCUGAUGGGCAUCGAUGGAGCGAUCGUCGAUUUCGUUCCGGAGAUCACGGAGGCUGUCUUGGACAUCACAGGCCCUGCCAAGGAGGGCGGGGGAGAGACGGGAUCAGCAGCAGAGGCCAAGGCCAAGCCCCGGUUUUCGCAGCCCGAACUCUCUUUCCUGCUGAAGCUGAUACCGGAGUUGAUACAGUCCUGAAAGUGUCUUUCAAAUUGUUCAGAAAGAACCAAUUUCUGUGAAACUCCACCUAACAUUUUAGCAAGUCUAAAUGCCCUCAUUGUCCUUCUAAUCACCCCCAGGGCUCUUUGUUCUUGGAGAGUAGCGGCCAUGUUAGUGUACAGAUUAGUUUCUCACUCGCUCUUCCCUCUGGUCAGAUCCUGUUGCUUGGUUGUACUCUUAACCCCAAGUGUUCUUGCAAGAAAUGUAUGGUUUGAGACUCAGAACGGUGUUGUUGACAAAUGCUCAUGUGA